This is a messenger RNA of Chrysoperla carnea, 1695 nucleotides long. RefSeq names its product parafibromin (gene hyx). Bases 84 to 1640 code for a protein of 518 amino acids. Gene Ontology annotation, cellular component: Cdc73/Paf1 complex. Gene Ontology annotation, biological process: positive regulation of transcription elongation by RNA polymerase II; transcription elongation by RNA polymerase II. The transcript has 7 exons. The record is from RefSeq and is a predicted model, not a curated record. Lineage: Eukaryota; Metazoa; Arthropoda; Insecta; Neuroptera; Chrysopidae. Gene Ontology annotation, molecular function: RNA polymerase II complex binding.
AAGUUCAUAAGAAAAUUUAUAUAAUAAAAUAAUAUUUAAGUUUGUAUUGUAAUUCAUAACCUAAAUCUUUCAAAACAUAUAAAAUGGCUGACCCACUCAGCUUAUUACGACAAUAUAAUGUAAAUAAAAAAGAAAUAAUCGAACGAGAAGGUCAGAUAAUAUUUGGUGAAUUUUCAUGGCCAAAAAAUGUCAAAACAAAUUAUCUUAUGUACAGUUCGGGGAAAGAUGGGGCCCCAAAAGAAUAUUACACUUUAGAAUGUUUAUUAUUUAUUUUAAAAAAUGUAUCACUGACCCAUCCUGUUUACGUCAGACAAGCAGCUGUUGAAAAUAUACCCGUUGUACGACGUCCUGAUCGUAAAGAACUUUUAGCUUAUUUAAAUGGCGAGACUGCAAGUUGUGCAGCGAUUGAUAAAAGUGCACCCCUUGAAAUACCCACACAAAUUAAACGAUCUGCUGAUGGCGAUGGAAUCGAUAGUUUGGCUAAGAAACCUCGAUUUGAGGAUACACACGUACAGAAAGUUCGUGAACAACUGGCGGCACGUUUGGAUGCUCCAAAAGAAGUUUCUGUCACCGUGGACAAUAUUAAAUCUUUGUCAGAAACAAUGUCACGAGAAAAAAUUGCUGCAAUUAAGGCUAAGCGUUUGGCUAAAAAACGAACGACAAUUAAGGGUAAUGACGAUAUUGGUAUGGGAUCUGAUUUAAGAGUGAUCUUAGAUUUUGACGUGGAUGUCACGAAAGAUAUAAUCAGUAGAGAAAGGCAGUGGCGAACUCGAACUACAAUAUUACAAUCUGCUGGAAAGCACUUCGCGAAGAAUAUAAUGGCGAUAUUACAAGGUAUAAAAGCACGUGAAGAAGGUCGGCAAAGACCACCUCAACCACCAGUAGUUACGCCUAGAGCAACACCAAUUCGUCCCGCUGCACAACCGGCUGUAUACAAUCGUUACGAUCAAGAAAGAUUUAUUAGGCAAAAAGAAGAAACAGAAGGUUUCAAAAUUGAUACUAUGGGAACAUAUCACGGUAUGACGUUAAAAUCAGUAACAGAAGGCCAAGCAAAAGCUCGACCAGCAGUCACACCCACACCUCAAUCAGCACCAUUACCUGUGAGUGCUUCUCGUCCAUCGUCCGGUGUUCCAUCAAAUGCUAAACGUGUAUCACGAACUCCAAUUAUUAUAAUACCAGCGGCUACAACAUCAUUAAUUUCAAUGUACAAUGCAAAAGAUAUACUACAAGAUUUAAAAUUUGUAUCAGCUGAACAAAAGAAGGCAGAAGGAGCACGUAGAGAUAAUGAACUACUGUUACAAAGGUUACGUGGCAAUGUUACUGUACCAUACCGUGUAGUUGAUAAUCCAGCAAAACUUAGUCCAGCCGAUUGGGAUCGAGUGGUAGCUGUGUUCGUCAUGGGCCCUGCAUGGCAAUUCAAAGGGUAUCCGUGGGAACAACCUGUAGAAAUAUUCUCAAAAAUUUGCGCUUUCCAUUUAAAAUACGAUGAAAUGAAAUUAGAUGCGAAUGUUGCAAAAUGGGCUGUGACGGUUAUUGAAUUAUCGCGUACUAAACGACAUUUAGAUCGUGCUUCAAUUAUGAUAUUUUGGGAACAAUUGGAUAAGUUUAUUAUGCAGUACAAACCUCAUCUACGUUUUUAAUAUUGAAAUUCGGUGAAUCAUCAAGAUCAGUCACACUUCUGUAAUAAUUGCAUUA